This is a messenger RNA of Daphnia magna, 541 nucleotides long. RefSeq names its product histone H4. Bases 55 to 366 code for a protein of 103 amino acids. Gene Ontology annotation, molecular function: structural constituent of chromatin; protein heterodimerization activity; DNA binding. Gene Ontology annotation, biological process: nucleosome assembly. Gene Ontology annotation, cellular component: nucleosome. Lineage: Eukaryota; Metazoa; Arthropoda; Branchiopoda; Diplostraca; Daphniidae. The record is from RefSeq and is a predicted model, not a curated record. The transcript has a single exon.
UCCUGCACUACGCAAAAACGCAAUACAACAUCCACUUUCUUCUGAAAAUUCAACAUGACUGGUCGUGGAAAAGGAGGUAAAGGGCUUGGCAAAGGAGGUGCCAAGCGCCAUCGCAAAGUUCUUCGUGACAACAUCCAAGGUAUCACGAAGCCUGCCAUUCGUCGUCUAGCUCGCCGUGGUGGUGUCAAACGUAUCUCUGGCCUCAUCUACGAGGAAACUCGUGGAGUUUUAAAAGUAUUCCUCGAGAACGUUAUUCGUGACGCUGUUACCUACACUGAACACGCCAAGAGGAAAACGGUUACAGCUAUGGACGUGGUGUACGCUCUGAAACGCCAGGGCCGCACCCUUUACGGUUUCGGCGGUUAAGUCUGCACCUAAACUAAAAAAAAAGUUUUACAAAUCAACGGCUCUUUUGAGGGCCACCAGACUUUUACUGAAAAAGGAUGCUUAAUUGCUAACACUUCUCUUUUUGGCGAUGGAGUUUUUACAUUAUUGUAACUGUAAUUUGAGAGGUCUCGGAAUAAAAACUUUAACAAUUCAA